AUGGAACAACUCCUAAUUCACAACAUCUUAAACCUGUUUGUUCCUCCUAUCAUUUUCAUCUUUCUCUGUAUCAUCACACCUCCUUAUUACCUCUUCAAGCUUAUCAACUCCAUCUUAAUCAAACCUCUUUUCUUCGUCGAAGACAUGACUGGGAAAGUUGUGUUAGUUACUGGUGCUUCAUCCGGCAUUGGCGAGCAACUUGUCUAUGAAUAUGCAAGACGAAAAGCUCGCCUAGUCAUUGUUGCAAGAAGAAAGAAUCUUCUUGAAGAAGUUGCAAAGAAAGCCCGUCAACUCGGAUCCCCUGAUGUUUUAGUUGUAUGCGCAGAUGUUACUAAAGUCGAUGAUUGUGAACGAUUGAUCGAAGAAACUAUAAAUUACUUUGGACGCUUGGAUCGUUUGGUGAAUAAUGCUGGAAUCACAAGUUUAUGCCCAUUUAAGGAAGUCAAGAACAUACUCAAUUUCGCACCUAUUAUGGAUGUUAACUUUUGGGGAUCAGUUUAUACAACUCAUUUUGCAAUUCCGUACCUUCUAAAAAGCAAAGGUAGAAUUGUUGUGAUUGCUUCAGUCACCGGAUGGUUGCCUGCACCAAGACUUACCUUUUACGUUGCUAGUAAAGCUGCAUUGAUACACUUCUACGAUACACUCAGAGUUGAGCUCCAACAUGAUGGGGUCAAAAUAACGAUAGCGUCUCCAGGUGUAACUGAUUCAGAGAUUACCCAAGGAAAGACCUUAAGCAAGGAAGCUGUAAUGCAAGUUGACAAAGAGAACAUGGAUGUAGGAUAUGUUAGCACAAAGCCUAUUAGUUCAGAAUUUUGUGCAAAGAUGAUUGUGAAUGGACCAUGCAGAGGAGAUAGAUCGAUAACUGAACCAGCUUAUUUUGGAGCAUUUUAUCUAUUAAAAGUAUUUUUUCCAGAGAUUGUUCAUUGGAUUUUUACCUGGAUCAACUCCUCUCUCGAAUCUGCUAUUACUAGUCCACAACCGACUGAUUCACCCCGGUACCUAGUUCAGUUCAAAUCAUAG
This is a messenger RNA of Papaver somniferum (opium poppy), 1020 nucleotides long. RefSeq names its product 11-beta-hydroxysteroid dehydrogenase 1B-like. NCBI's taxonomy places the organism in Eukaryota, Viridiplantae, Streptophyta, Magnoliopsida, Ranunculales, Papaveraceae. Gene Ontology annotation, molecular function: oxidoreductase activity. The record is from RefSeq and is a predicted model, not a curated record. The coding region runs from base 1 to 1020 and encodes 339 amino acids. The transcript is spliced from 6 exons.